This is a messenger RNA of Lycium barbarum (goji berry), 1303 nucleotides long. Its product is annotated as myricetin 7/4'-O-methyltransferase 2-like. Lineage: Eukaryota; Viridiplantae; Streptophyta; Magnoliopsida; Solanales; Solanaceae. Gene Ontology annotation, biological process: methylation. The coding region runs from base 4 to 1101 and encodes 365 amino acids. The record is from RefSeq and is a predicted model, not a curated record. The transcript has 2 exons. Gene Ontology annotation, molecular function: S-adenosylmethionine-dependent methyltransferase activity; protein dimerization activity; O-methyltransferase activity.
UAGAUGACAACUCUAAGCAAAUUAAGUUCCUUAGAAAUGUCAACAAGUAAGAGUACUUCCACAGAGCUUCUUCAUGCUCAAGCUCAAAUUUGGAACUAUAUUUUCAACUUCAUAAGUUCUUCAGCAGUAAGAUGUGCACUUCAACUAGACAUCCCUGAUGUCCUCUACAAGCAUGGUAAGCCCAUGUGUCUUUCCAAUCUCUCUGCUGAACUUUCUAUCGUCAAUUCUUCAAAGGUUUCCUUCUUGCCAAUUUUAAUGCGCUUUUUAGUGCAUAUUGAUUUCCUAAAUCAACAUGAAGAUCACUUUUUUCUUACCCCAGCUAGUCGCCUUCUUGCGAAAAGUGAGCCCUUCAAUGUUCGGUCGCUCUUGCUACUCAACCAUGAUCCAGCCUUUUCAAAAGCUUGGUUCGAGUUAAGUGCUUGGUUCCAAAAUGAUUCUGCCACUGCUUUUCAUACUGCUCAUGGAAAAUCUUUCUGGGAUUAUGUUAUGGAAGAAGAACCCAGAGUACUAGGUGAUAUUUUCAACGAUGCAUUGGCUAGUGACUCGAGGUUGAAUACCAAUGUGAUCAUUGCGGAGUGUAAUUAUGUGUUUGAGGGGUUAACGUCGCUGGUGGACGUAGGUGGUGGCACUGGUACUAUGUCAAUUGCUAUAGCCAAAGCUUUUCCUAAAAUAGAGUGCACUGUACUUGAUCUCCCUCAUGUUAUAGGAGACUGCAAAGGAAGUGGGAAUUUGGAAUUUGUUGGAGGAGAUAUGUUCGAUGAGAUUCCCCAUGCUAAUGCCAUCUUACUCAAGUGCAUUCUGCACGAUUGGAGGGACGAAGAUUGUGUGAAGAUACUAAAGAAAUGCAAAGAGUCAAUUCCAAGUAGGGAGAAAGGAGGGAAAGUGAUAAUCAUAGAUACAGUGAUGGAGGACGAUUCGAAGCAGAACAAUGAUCAGAUUGUUCGAGCACAACAUAAUAUGAAUAUGCUGAUGAUGGUUCUUUUUGCUGCCAAAGAGAGAACUAAAAAGGAGUGGGAGAAGCUCUUCACUGAAGCUGGUUUUACUGAAUACAAAAUAAUUUCCGCUUUGGGUUUAAGGUCUCUCAUUGAAAUUUAUCCUUAGCUUGAACAAGAAGUCUCAGCAGGGAAAUGCAUUAUGCACAUGUGAAUUUAUAAAAAUGCAUAAUCUUACGGUUACUUUAAUUUGUAAUGGUCUUGGUUUCACCAACGCUCUGUUUGAAUUGUUUGUCUUUUUUAACCCAAAAAAGGAAGAAUUGCGUACGUUUUCGUUGUAUUAUAUUGGAUUACUUUAAAUACAUACUUUG